Molecule: messenger RNA, 3057 nt
Organism: Melospiza georgiana
Lineage: Eukaryota; Metazoa; Chordata; Aves; Passeriformes; Passerellidae
Gene: MEI4
Product: meiotic double-stranded break formation protein 4
Exons: 6
Coding region: 334-1560 (408 amino acids)
Biological process (GO): spermatogenesis; homologous chromosome pairing at meiosis; oogenesis
Cellular component (GO): lateral element
Source: RefSeq, a predicted model, not a curated record
GACAAUUGUCAGACUUUAUUGGUCUGAUCAGGAAAGGCUUUUGCUUUCAUUUGGUGCCAGCAUAUUUUCCUGACAGUGAUGUGAGAGGUGACCAGAUGUGUUUGUUGACCAUGGAGAUGCCUACGCAGGGAAUCUCUUUCCUUCUUCUUCAGCAGAGUGGUACCAGGAUUUCCACCAUACACAUGUUUCAGUGCCAUGCUCUUUCAGGUAAGGAAACAGUGAAGUGCUGGAAAUGACAUGAAUUUCUGUAGCCAUGUGGUCAAUAUCCCUACCAAAGUGGAAGAAUCAGACUGGAUGUAAGUGACCAAUCACCAAAUCAGUCUUGGAAGUUGGAUGGCCAGAAUGGGCUUCCACUGCAGCUUGUUGCAUGAAAUCAAAGGCAGAAGAGAAAAUCAGAUUUCGUAUUUGAAAAUAUCAAAACUAGCAUUGGCUUUUGCAAUUAUCCACUCAAAACCACCAGGGAAGAGUUCCAAAGAAUACACAGAGUACCUUGCCAGAACUGUAUCUGAACAAGAUUUUGGAUGGAAAUGGAAAGUGGAAGUGCUGGAAGCUGAAGUUCUUCGAUUACGACAGGAACUUCUUUUGAACAGGAUCUCUCCAAGAUUCUGCUUGGAAAAUAGAAAACAGGAUACCUCUGCUGAAACUCUUCUGGGUCAGGAAUCUAUAAACCCUACAAGUUACUCGAGCCAGCUAGAAGACUCUGGAUGUGAUGUCUGUAAUGACUCUGCAUUUGAUUCAGGCAUAGCUUCAGAUUUUCACCAAUCUGAGCAUAAUUGCAACACUUCUAAACAUUGGUUGGAAAGAGUUCCUCCCCUGAAUCUUUGCCAUACUAGCAAGGAGCAAUCUCUGACUGCUCCAGUGCAUUUUUUGCAACGUUUGCUUGAAAUAAGAAAACUGUCAGAAAGAGGAGUUCUUCAAGCAGACUUCUCAGAGCUUGAGAAUGAUUCUUUCACCAUAUGCAAUUCAGUGUCUCAGUUGCUUGAUGGACUGACUUUUUUUUACAACAGCCCUAAAUUCCCAGCUCCAGGUUUCCUUACUGAAGGGGUUUGUGUUUUGCUCAGUUUAAUAACUGAUACAAAAUUAUCAAAUCAUGUUUUGAAGAAGUGUUUCAAGAAGAUUGAAGAAUUUAAGAAAAAUCUAAUUCAAGUUAUUUUAGGAAAUAGGAGUGUCAAUAGGUUUCAGGCACUGCAUUCUGUAUCACAAACGCUGGGUUUGCUAGGAAGGAACAACAUACUAAGAAAUUCUUUAAUACCCCUUCUCCUAUCGGGAGUCCGUCAGUUUGCUGAGCAGUUGUUGCAGGCUCACCAGGUCCAGUCUGUGUAUGACAUUGCCCAGUAUGAAAAUAUUUUUCUUUUGUGCAUGAUUCUGGAACAACUUCUUCAAAAUGAGACAGAAGAAAGUAACAUUUCAAGCUCAGACUAUGGAGGAGAAGAAAAAAUCAAAUUUUUGAAGAAUCUUGAUCAAGUUAUUCUUCAGCUCUCAGAUGAAUUCCCUUUGUUUUCUUUAUAUUUGUGGAGAGUGAGUGUUCUUUUGAACUCAGGUCAAAUGCAAAUUGAUUAAAACAAGCAGCCUACUUUUUAACUAUGCAUUUCUUGUGGGAUUGCAUUGGAAAAUUUUCGAGCUAGACAGUGAUAUUAUCCUUAUUGAAAAACAUUUACUUUAUACUACUAUUCUAUACAGCAGUUGCAGAGAUAAUGCAAUUUAUUUCCAAUUCUGAAUAUAGAAAAAAUGUAAUAAUCCAGGUGCCAUUUUCAAUAAAUGCUAUUUCUUGUAAUAGAAAAGAGUGUUUUGGUGUUUGUCCACCCAGUGAAAAUGGAACAAAGAAAGUUGUUUCAGGUGCUGUUUGAAAUAAACACUAUGAAUUUUAAAGUACAGUCAUAGUAUGUGUGUAGAGCUUCCAAGCUAGGAGACUAAUGCCUCUCCUUUAAGAGUUGUGUAGUUUCUCUGUGACUUCGAGACAGUGUCUGGUUGGUUGAAAUAAAAAUGGUAAUUUUAAACUUGAUAACUUCUCAGUAAAAAAUCUUACAGGACAGACUUUGUUACUGAUAAUCAAAUGAGUCAUUACUUGAGCAAAAUAAAACCUGGUGCUCAGUUUCACAAAUUUCUUAAAUUCAUUGUAUACUGCUUGGCUUUACUUGUGUAUGCACAAGUUUAGGUACAACAGGCCUAAUUCACUCUGAGCUGAGUAAUGAUUUCAGAGAAGUGUAACUCAUUUCAUAGCUAUUUUAAACCUUUCUGUUCAAAAUUAAUGAAUAUUUCUAAAAUCCCUCUUGAUAUAUUUACAUAUUAUCUGAUAUUUAAUGGUUUUUUUCUGUGUGAUGGUUCUAUUUGCAUAGUAAUAAUUAAAAUAACAAUUUUAACAGAAAUUGUCUUAAAACGUAUUUAUAGUGUGAGCUCAACAAUAUUUUAACGGAACCAUAGUCUUUGAUAAAUCUAAUGGAUAACUAUUAUAAUGAAUUGCUCUUUUUUCUGUUAGAUAAACAAGAUUUUAGUUUUAUUAUGUCUCCUAGAAGUGUAUAUUCACUAUAAAUGCAAAACAUUUCGAGCAUUAGUCCUUGUCCUUCCCCUUGAACUUGUCAAUCAAUUUUUAUGUCAGGAAAAUUGUCUGAAACACCAGUAUCUUGUUAAUUUGAAUGCAUUUAUUUUGUAAUAAACCUCUUCUCUUUAUAUAUAUGUAAAAUACAUUGAUAUUUAAAAAGCUUUGAUGGUGAAUUAGCUCCCCAGAGAGUGUUUCUUAGUUGACACUGGCCCCCGUUCUCAUUCUUAAACUUCCUGUUUGAUAUGUCAUAUGGUAACCUUUGUUUAAUGCUUUCUUCUUGCUAACUUUCUUCCAACAGAAAUGCUUGAUUUGCAAAACAAGUAUUUCGUACUAGUCACAUGAGAAAAAUCAGAUAAGUUGAGCCAAAGUAAAGAAAAUAAGUCAGUGUGUAAGUUUGGUAGCCACUCAGGAACUGUGCCAUUUUUGUUGCUGCUUUACUUUGUUUCUUUGUUUGUUUCAUUCUGGUGGAGGAUCAGUUCUUCCUUCUCCCUGCACAGCACUGAAAGCCUGACUGCAAA